AUGACUUAUUUGUUUGUUGUGUUGGUUCUGGCUGGUUUCCAUGACGCUUCAGCUACUGCGAUUAACGAUUCUAUCGGUCCAGGGCCGAGAACAUUCGGUAUAAUCUACAACGACGCAGAACAACUAGACCUCGACGAUAUUCUCUCCGACUUCUAUGAUAAGAAGUUGAACGCCUCCUUGACCAAAGUGCAGCACAUCUCCGAGGACACCCUGCUCUUCCUCUCCGGGCCCAUGUCCACGGUCCUCAUGCCCUCCUGGUACUCCCUGCUGUGUGCCAUCAGUCUGCCUGUAAACCUAUGCGCGGUCAUCGCCUUUUCCAGAAGAAUCCGUCCCAAGAAACCAGCCGUCAUCUACAUGCUAAACCUUGCAUGUGCUGACUUACUUUUCACCCUUUUGCUCCCCUUUAAAAUCGUUUACCAUUUUUUAGGAAACAACUGGAUUUUCGGGCCUGCCAUGUGUCGUGUGGUGACCGCCGCCUUCUACUGGAACAUGUAUUGCUCCGUUCUGCUCAUAUGUUGCAUCAGCGUGGACCGGCUCCUGGCUGUGGUCUAUCCCAUCUACUCUCUCUCUUGGAGGAGACCGCAAACUGCCAUGAUAGCGUGCGUGACCAUGUGGCUUCUGUCGUUUGUCGGCUGUGCACCCCUCCUACUCUCGAACCAGACCAUAUACCUGCAGGCUUUAAACAUCACGACCUGUCAUGACGUCCAGCCCCUGCAGGAGCUCCAGUGGAAUUACAAAAUCUACUUCCUCACCAUCUGCUGCGCUCUCUUCUUCCUGCCCCUGAUCAUUUCUCUUGUGUCUUACUCUUGGGUCAUCUGGACGCUGAGCAGGGUUCCUCAGGGAAUACGAGGGAGUUCGCGCAAAAAGAGACGAGCCGUGGUGAUGGCUGCCACUGUGCUGGUGAUCUUUGUCCUCUGCUUCAUGCCAACCAACUGCACAAUGAUGAUACACUAUCUUCAAUUUGACGACAGUGCGCCAAGCGGCCACCAGGGGGCAGACAGCUCAUAUGCUCUGUACCUGGUGUUUCUCUGUUUGGGCAGCCUCAACUGUUGCCUGGAUCCUUUGGUCUACUACUUUGGCUCAUCCCAGUGCCAGAAGCAACUGUACAGUGUGCUGAGGUGUGAGAGGGGGUCGGCCGUCUGCAGCUCCAGCCAUUCGUCCAGUGACUCUUGCAAGUCGAGCCGUAAGUCCAUCCUCAAAAGCAGCAGGACUGAGAGUUCCAAGAUCAAUCCUUCUUCUGAAAAUGAAUCCUUUAAAGCCCAUCUCAGCAGCCAGUACAAGAAACUGUUGGUCUGA
Messenger RNA from Knipowitschia caucasica, 1296 nucleotides. The record is from the annotation of a GenBank genome assembly. NCBI's taxonomy places the organism in Eukaryota, Metazoa, Chordata, Actinopteri, Gobiiformes, Gobiidae.